CGGGGCGUCCGGGGCCGAUGACGGUGUGGCACGGCGGGGUGGCGUUGCGUUCUUGAGGGUGACUCAGCGAUUGGUCACGAAGGUAGCAAGGGUCGCCCUUCUACUGGGAAAGCCGGUGAGGUAGUAGGCGGACGGGAAAACGCGUUCCAAGUUCGAACGGGGCGAAAUGUCAAACGGGAAAGUCAGAUUAAGAGCUCAUGUGAUUACUUCGACAUCAAAGAUCAAAAUGGGGACUUCAGACAAGAAAGCAUUUCAUCUCCGAUGGGACAACCACAUGGAGAGUAUGCGCUCCCUGUUUGAAAGAUCAUACUACGACCAGGCGUUCACCGAUGUCACAAUUUCCUGUCCUGAUGGGAAACUACAGGCUCACAAGUUGAUUCUCUCAGCUUGCAGUCCAUAUUUUGAAUCAGUAUUCAAAGACAAUCCAUGCAAACAUCCAGUUCUAAUCUUCAGAGAAAUUAAGCAACGAGAAAUGUCAACUCUCCUUGAGUACAUGUAUAGGGGUGAAGUCGAUGUUCUUGACUCGGAACUUCAGCCCCUUAUUCAAGUUGCCACUGACCUUCAAAUUCGAGGGCUUGCUUAUGGAUGUCAAACUGAAACAACGGUGGCUUCAGGAAAAGGACCUUUGGCUAAACCGAAGGCAUCUGUCAUUGACACCAUUCAACGUUCAGCUACCACUUCCAAUGUGACAAGGAUAGCUGCCCCCAAAUCCAGAUUUUCUGCUCCACCCAAGGCUGUCCCUGAAGAUGUUGCUACUGCUGCAGUUGUCCAUGAGCCCACUCAAGCUGAGUUUGAUGCGUCUCAUUCAUCACGCACUGGACAGAAGAGAUCCUUGCCUCAUCCAACAGAAAGUCCUCCCAAAGCUAAAGUAGCUCACAAAGCUGGAGGACCAUCACCUAUCAGCCAGCCUCAUAUCAUGAAUGGGUCACCAGAGCAUUCCGUUCAGCAACCCUCAGUGAUUGCCUCACGGUCUCCCUCAACUAAUGGAAUUGAUCUGAGCAUUCCUUUAACCAAUGGAAAUGGUGCUCAUGAACGCAGUCAAGACCGACCCUACCAAAACGGCACUGCUAAGCUGUACAAUGAAAGCAGUGUUAUAUCAACUCAGGGCAAAGUCCAUGAGGUGGAUUCAAACUCUAGUGGAGAAAAUCAAGAGUCGGAAGAAGAGGACUUGAACCAAGACGAAAACAGUGGAGAGCUGGUCAUCAGGGAGGAGGAUGAGGGAGAGGAAGAAGGGCUGGGCUAUUUAUGUGAGUCUUCCUUCACUGAGGGUGAAACACCAAAUGGUGUGAUCCAAAAGGAGAUGAAUGGCGAUGCUCCUAGUGACGCCAAGGUCUCACCUUCAACGGUUUGUCCCUUCUGCUUCAUGGAUUUGAAAUCUUCAGAUCUCUUACGAGCUCAUGUUCAGAUGCAUACGGCUACCAACCCCCGCCCUCAUCAAUGUGAUGUUUGUCAAUUAUCAUUUGGUCGGUCUUCACAUCUUGAACGCCAUAAGAGAACCCACACUGGAGAACGUCCAUUCCAAUGCCCUAUUGUUACAUGUGGUAAGCGAUUUGCUCGUCAGGAUAAAGUGAAGCAGCAUGUGACAAGACACCACAAUAGCAACAUCCAAGGACCCCUGCAGAGAGCACCAAGAAUGCCCAAGUCUUUAGUAUCAUCAUUGGCUGGGAAACGACCCCGAGGCAGACCACGCAAGUAUGCAGACUCUUAUCCUGACCCAUACCCUGAAGCGUUUAUGAUGGGACAUCCAAUGUCAGAUGAUGGUGGUUUGGAUAGCUUACCUCGUAACAGUAUUGCCGCUGCUGAUAUGCUGCUGCAGCUCAGCUCCAAAGUGACCCAUCAUCAGCCAUCAGACUUCCUCAGUAAAGAGAACCAUGUUGUUGAGUCAGUUGUCACUCAACUAGCUGAGCCUAUCAAUGCCCACCAAUGAAAUUGUUGAAUAUUUUUGCCAAACUAUUGAUCAAGACUCAACUGAAGUGAUUUUUGACUUCAUUAUCAAACUAUUUCUUCCUUGUUUUUCUACUUGUCUAUCUAUUAACUAUAGGGCAUCCAUUGCAACUCAAAGGGUAUUUCCCGGUUGCCUUGAAGGCUGUGUAAGAUUCAAUUACUUCAAAACUCAGGUCAUACAAAUGCUGCAAAGCGCACUAUUGUGUAAUGUAAGACACCUCCGCAAUGCCAAGCUUUCCCUCAUGUUUCCAAAGAUGAGACGCAAAGCUGCUAGGAAAGACUUGACCACUGACUUAAAAAUCAGAAACUAUUUUGUAAUCAACAUUUUUAGACUGAUAUUUUUUCUCUUCUGAAUCCCUGCUUUUCUAUAGAUUGAUUUAGAAUUCUGUCAAACAAAAAGGAUGUCUUAUUUUGUAUUUUUUUCUUGCAUCAAUUUUAUGAAAACAAAAUUCAAGCCCAGAAGUUCAUUGUGUGUCGUAGUUUUAUUAAGCUUGUGGACAAUUAUCAGAGAAGGCAGCAAAUCAAUGAUUUUAAGGUGCAUGGAUCAAUGUUGACUCUCAUUUGUUGGACUUAUUUCCUCUCAAAUUUUCGAGGGGUUUCUGAUCUGGAGCAGCUGUAAGCCAAAUUCAUGCUUUCAUUCGAACAUAUUUUCUCACCCAGAUGUUGUAUUCUACAUAAUCUUAAAAUGUGUGUAUUUUGGUAUGGGGACUUCUUCUAUUCUUAAAUGUGAGGGAGAAUGUUUCCCUUUAUGUGUGAUCUGUGCCUGGGGAUGGCAUACUAAUAUUCUCUUUUGUUAGAAUUUUAAUUAAUCUGAAACAUUGUUUUGUUUCUUAAAAGUUGUUUCUGUUGUUUUAUUUUAAUUUUUAUCUGUUAGAAACACCACAUUUAUUAUUAUUUAUUAAGAACUUUACCAGUUUGUGUAAAGACACUGGUGGUUUGAAAGGAAAUAUGAGGUGUCCUUCUAUGACUUUUCUUUUACUUUGUGAUAAAUGGGAAUAUUUUAAUAUAACUGGAACUUAUGCUUUCAUUAAUAAGUUUUGUUGUUUGUGCUUUUCAGUUGAGUUUUAAAUUUAUUUAUUCAUAGUUUCUUUUCCCUUUUGACUGUAUGUCCCCAGAGAAUAAGUCUUGGAGAUAGAUUGUCUCUUUUAUUUUGACAUCUUAGAAUUAACUUGAGAAUCAGCUCGUGUGUGGAUGUAGUCAUAGCAGUCUAUGGUGGGUCACUCACAAAAAUAAUCCCAAAGAUUACUUUGCUAUGUGCCAAACAGUAAGCAAGUUUUGCAAUUAUUGACUUGCCAUUUGAAUGACCAAAUGCCUAUGACCAAAUCGUUAUUAAGAGUGAUGAUUCUUUAAUUUUAACCAUUGUGCAAUACUUGAACUGAGUUAGAUUUUAAGGCCAUGUACAUACAGUGUAAACAAGUACUAUUUUGCAUGGAUCGUUUUUGAGUGUGUUUCUACGGUAGUGUGUAAUGGUGUAGUCGUACAAUUCAGAAUUGAAAUAAGUAAUAUUACGUGGUAACUAUUUUUAAGUGACAUUAUUGUGUGACCAUUUCCUUUUGUCCCUUAUUCAUGUAGUGUGUUACCCAAGUAUCAGUCCUCCAUCAUAGUCAAGAAGGAUUGAAAUCAGAAUGCCAAGAUUGGGUUUUAUUAUGCCUUUGCUUUAAUCGCUGCCAUUAGUAACUUUUUUGUUGGAUCACAAGGUUCUGCUUGGAGCCUGAUUUACAUGAGACUGUUACCAAAAAGAAAGAAAAUUUAUGUGUUACUUGGAUAUAAAUUGGUAUUUAUUUUAUAUCUAAUGACUGUUUCCGUAUCGUAUCUUCCAUUCAUUGAACCACAUCUUCUUGCAUCUAACUGUAACGAAUACUUUCUGUACAAUUAUUUUCCACUCUGCAGCUGUGCUUUCCAAAUUUGAAGUCAGCUAUUAAUUUCAUGAUUGGUUUAGACCAUUUGAAAUGUGUUUGUGUGUGUGUGUGUGUGUAAGACUUUUUAUUGUCAAGAGUUCUAUUUAAGUAAAAUUUGGAUGAGGUGUAAUGAUAGUCAUUCCAGACAUGUUAGAUUAGAAAAUAUUUUUUGUGUGCCGAUAUUCCCUUGGAGCUUAUGUGAUAUAUAUUUCAGAUAUACUUUACGGUUCCAUUUCUCUGUAAGCAGUAAAAAAAAAUAAUUUGUAUGACUAUUUUUAGACAGGAAUGUGUAAUGCUUCCUGUCUUUGAUGCCAGAAGUACAAUUUCCAGUAUUUGCUUGUACCUGGAACUUUCCACACCUGUGUGAUCUCAUUUAUUGUAGAUGCGUAUUACCAAAAAUUACAUGUGUAAUCAAAAGCAUUCCAAAACAUUGUCUGAUUAAGAAAGCAAAAAGUCUGAAUGAACUAGAGUAGUGAUAGACAGCAUAUAUGAUCCAAACUUUAAAACUUGUACAUAAUUCCACUUCAAGUGACAUUGCACUGAAGAUUUUUUUUUAUUUCUGUAGUGUUGUAAGUCAUAUCAUAGGCUGGUAAAUAGACUUCCAAAGAAUUCCAUGGUUAUGGCAACAGAGAUAAGGGAAGCUUUCAGCUUUUUUCCAAUCAUUAUAUAGGAAGUAGUUUGUAGUGUAUGAAGUGUUCUGAACUCAAAACAUUGAUGGAAGUUAUCAACGUGCCAUGUGUAUGAUAAUUGUUUUAAUGAUUAUUUGAAUCAUUUGCAGUAUUAUGAUGUUUGAACACACAAAGUCCUAAAUUGAAUCCUAAUUUUGUUUCUAGAAACAUAGUGCAAAGUUGUGAGCAACUUGAAAAACUUGUUGAUUGCAAGUCACUAUGCCAGUCUUGCAUUUAUUAUGAUUUACAGUCACUAUAUCUUAAUUUCCUAAGACUUCCUCAAUGAACAGCAGUUUCAAAAGCACUGUUGCUACUUGCUUUCUCUAUAAACUAACAAUGAUGUUACUUGGUUCUUCUCUGUAAAAUUUUUCACUUGUUGAAUCACCUGUUAAAAAUGCACUACAGCUGUUUCCCCACGCUGUUAUAUUCACACCAUGUGUGUUUCAUCUUUGUCAAGAACUCCAUCAUUUGUAGCUGAGUGGUUAAUUGCCCAAGCCCACAUAAUUUGAGUGGAAAUUCUGCACACUACUCUGUCAAUCAAAGGUGAUAGUUAUCAGACCAAAGAAUUUGUGAUGCUUCUAUUGUUGUGUCUAAUUGGUGUCAUAUAUAUCAACUGUACUUCAUGAAUUGGCAAUCUGUGUCUGAUUACUCUGGUUAUAAGUGACUCGAGUCCUUUUUGAUAAUCGAACAACAUCAGAAACAGCAACAAAGCAGGGUUGUUAUUUCCUUUUGUGGGGCAUCUCUGCUUGCAAAAUUACAUUGAAAUAUAAAUAUACUUUUUUCAAAUGGUAUCUUGGGAACUGUAUUGUUAUUUUUCUCUUAAUGGUUCAUCGCAGCAGUUAGACUGAUAGUUAUGCUGAAGAUAUACAUAUCGAAAUGUGAAUGUAAUGACGAGGCUGAUUGCAGUUGAAGUAGUAAUUGCGAUGUGCCUCUUCUGGUGGAGUGUGCAUCAUUCCUGGUUUUAAGAGUGUAUUUUCUUAUAUUGGGCAGGGUAAGCAGAGUACUAGUCUGUGUGCAUUCCAAGAACUGAGGUCUGAAAAUAAUAAGCUACAUUUAUCCCCUUUACCUUGGUAAGUGAGUGCUAUGAUGAUACCUUUACAAAAAAAUGAAAAAAAUAAAAAUAAAUAAAAAAUGCUCCCAAGUUCAGAUAUGUGUAAAAUUCAAAUAUUUUCUUACAAAUGUUUUGGAUCCGAUUUGUCACCUUGCCAUAAUAUUAUUUAUUAUACCUUUUGAUAAUGUGUGUUUGCAUGUGAAACUAUAAAUUUAACUUUGCCUCCAAUAAAUUUUCCCACAUGUA
Molecule: messenger RNA, 5807 nt
Organism: Thrips palmi
Lineage: Eukaryota; Metazoa; Arthropoda; Insecta; Thysanoptera; Thripidae
Product: protein tramtrack, beta isoform-like
Exons: 6
Coding region: 167-1927 (586 amino acids)
Biological process (GO): regulation of transcription by RNA polymerase II
Cellular component (GO): nucleus
Molecular function (GO): protein binding
Source: RefSeq, a predicted model, not a curated record